AUGCCGAACAACAGCCACAGAGGCUGUAGCAGUAGCGACGACGGCAGCGUGGUGCAUCAUCACCACCACAAGGGUCGCAUGAGAGGUGCCAGCAUAAUAGCCUCAACCAAGAGAACCGGCACCAUGAGACUCGGUCCGACGAUGAACUCAAAGACCACCACGACGACCACGAGAGCACCGCGAGUACCACCAACACAAAGCAGCUCCACAAACGGCCACAGCAACGCCUUCAGCAAGGACCAAGACCAGAACAGGCUCGACCAGACUCCAGGCCAUAACAACCAAGACCAGGAGAGCCAGAUCCACGAGAGCCAGAAGCGUGAGAGCCAUAGCCAAGUGCCAGAACCACUAGUGCCAGAACCACGAAGGGUGAGGCCACAAGAAGCAAGACCACGAGGACUCGUGGAUGACCAUAACACCACCGAGACCACCAAGUACAGUGAGACCACCAGCACCGCGGAAACCACCGAAACGGCGAGAAACGUCCACACCGCGAAGACGGCGAAGAGACGACCUGAAGAGUGGCGUGCGAUGCUUGUCUCGAUGCCAACGACAGUGACAACGGUGACGAUGAUGACGACUGUCAGAUUUGUGACGACAUUGGGCAAGUGGACGAGACCGACGAAGGCGACGAGAGCGACGGCGAUGAUGUGCGGACCAUGA
Podospora anserina S mat+ is the source of this 663-nucleotide messenger RNA. RefSeq lists its product as uncharacterized. The transcript has a single exon. The record is from RefSeq and is a predicted model, not a curated record. The coding region runs from base 1 to 663 and encodes 220 amino acids. Lineage: Eukaryota; Fungi; Ascomycota; Sordariomycetes; Sordariales; Podosporaceae.